ACUUUGGAAUGAUUCAUCAAAUUAAUGAAGUCGCAAUGGACUUUUCCUUGUCCACCUCGUUGCUGAUCAUUUCAGGAUUACUUCUACCCGUGUUGGCAGGCGGAGAGCAUAGAGUCAUCUGUCCGUGUGCAUCUCGGAAGACCUGCCACGCCAUACCGAAACUGCUACGUAAUGAAAAUGCUACCAUGUACACGGUAGAGUACGGAUCAUGCCAGCCACUCUUGAACACCACUGUCCUGAAGAAGGAGAGAACUGAGUAUCUGGACACCUUGCAGGCCUCUAAUGGCACAGACCAUCAUGCGGCAGGCUGCUCUGGUGAACACUCCAUUCCGAGCGGUCUACCUAGGACGGAUUUCAUCUUGAUUGUUCAGGAGUACAUGUCAUAUGAGCCCAUUCGAAGUCUUCUCAGCAACGUUAUGCAUCAGACCACGCGUUUACUGCGAAUAUCCGGUAUUAAUCCAUCCCAUUUCGAUAUCUCGUGUUCCGUGUGGGGAUUUAUGGAAUCCUUUGGAUUCCUACCACUUCCUGAUCCAAUUUCCCCGCUCCUAGCCACCGGAAAAUAUGUUGAAGUUCUGUUUCAAAAUGAGGAGAUGAGCGCUGGACGCGGGAGCUCGUUCCUGUCAAGAGCUCUCACCAACAUCAACACAGCCAAAACCAAGAGCAAGCGAUACACGUACGAGUCUCUAGAUGACGCGUACGAUCGACUGCUUGGGUUCGAGGGCGUUAUUGAUAUGGUUGUGGACAGAGCGCGCGCACAACCGGGUGGAAAGUGCGUCAUCCUGCUGAUCUUUCCCUUGCGAGUCGACAUUCGUGUAACGGAUCAUGACAUCCAGGUGCUUCGCGCCUGGAACUGCACUGUCCAUGCCAUCGCUCCUCUUACUCUGGAAACGGGUGUUAUGCAUCUGCUGGCGCUAACAAAAGAUACCUUUCUCGAUGUGAGCCUAGAAGACGCACCGCCGGCUCGUUCCAACUGGAAGCCCAUGGGAGAAGGUGAAAAAGCGAGCCUACGGUCUAUAACAACGACGGAAUUUGUACGCCUAGCGUUCUCCACUGGCGGCGUGAUCUUCAACAGGGAAAGAAUGUUCCCAGUGCUCGGCGAGCCAGUGCCUGGGUAUUCGUACGAGUCCUCUUCCCGUGCUCAACACGUGGUGGCUGAGAAUAUGGCAAGGCUUCUGAUAGGUGGCACACCUGAUGCUUGGCUGUCCAGAACGUGCGAAUGUGAUGACGUCAGGCCCGAUCCUGCCAUGUUGAACCCUCACUCAGCGGACACACGCGAUGAUCUACGGUGGAUGUUUUCGAGGUCCAUAUUAUCGCCUCUUCGUGAUUAUGGAUGCUUCGGGCACUGCAAAGAACCGGCAAUGGUCGCUGAAGAUGUCGAUAUAUAUGCUCCCUCCGAUCCACGAUAUCGCGCUUGCAUCCCAUCACAGCUGAGAGCGGCACCAGAUAAUACCAUUACAACCAUGUCCACAGCUGGUCCUGACACCACGCUCAUGCCUUGCCAGGAACAGGAACUCAACUCUUCCACGACAAACUUAAGCUACACUCUACCUGCGAAGCAGGCUGACAUCAUCAUCAUCACGGAGGAAAGCGCCGCCCUGGCAGGCCUGCAUCUGAAAACCAAAGGCUUUCUGCAGACCCUGGAUCACAAGCUGAGAAAAGGCGGCUUCGGAUCUGGAGAAGAUGCUCCGUAUACUAUGCGCAACCUCUACGGCCUGGUUGGUUUCGGCUCGAAUGAAGGUGUUUCUGGGAGAUUCGUUCUAUCCGACUGUUCACCGGCCUAUUUGUUCAGCAUUGAUUGUAUUUCCAGCGCCAUACGACAGUUACUCUACCCAGAAGUAGACAAUAGCACCGUCCUAUGGGACAUAUAUGCUCCCCUGGCGUUUGCUAUUGCUAACACUCCUUGGCGGCUGCAUGCAGUGCGCCAUAUCAUUCUGAUCGUGAACAGCAUGGAUUGGCUCUGGCUUGAGGCGCACGUUAGUGCUCUGGAUGAGCUACUCAGCUGCUACGACAUAUAG
Sycon ciliatum is the source of this 2015-nucleotide messenger RNA. RefSeq lists its product as uncharacterized. The transcript has 5 exons. The record is from RefSeq and is a predicted model, not a curated record. Lineage: Eukaryota; Metazoa; Porifera; Calcarea; Leucosolenida; Sycettidae. The coding region runs from base 9 to 2015 and encodes 668 amino acids.